AUGGUGCUCUACAAGUGGUUCGGCGCCGGCGAGGACAAGGUGCCGCCCUACGGCAACACGCAGGUCGGCUGCGCGGGCUUCGUCGUCAACGAUAAAAACGAGAUUCUCGUCGUGAAGGAGUGGCAGAGCGCGAACGACGGCGCGGACCGCGUGCCGUCGCCGAACUGGAAGCUGCCCGGCGGCUUGGCGGACCGGGGCGAGUCCUUCUUCGAGUGCGCCGCGCGGGAGACGCUCGAGGAGACGGGCGUCGCGUGCCGCGCCGUGAGCGUCCUCGGCAUGUGGCACCGCCACGGCGUGCGGCCCUGGGGCAAGAGCGACAUCUACUGCGUCGUGCGGCUCGAGCCCCUGGGGCCUCUGGCCAUCGACGCGGACCCGGAGGAGAUCAGCGACUGCAAAUGGUACGACGCCGCGGCCUUCGCGGCGGAGGAGCGGCACCCGCUGAUCACGAAGGUCUUAGCGGAGGUCUACGGCUUGCGGCGAGGCGACGCCGUCGCGGGCGCGUUCGAACCCAAAUGCGACUUCGCGAAUCUGGGCGUCCAGUGGCCCGGCCGCGACCCCUACGCGACCUACUUCCCCAAGGCGCGGAUUCGCGCGGUCGCGUCCGACGUCGACGGCACGCUGCUCGACUCGGCGUCGGUCCUCCACGCCGACAACGCGGCGGCCAUCGCCGCCUGCGCGGCGCACCCGGGCCUCCGCUUCUUCCUCGCGACGGGGAAGUGCCGCGCGGGCGCGCUCGCGGCGCUGCCGGCCGCCGUCGCCGAGGCGCUUCCCGGCGGCGUCUUCGUCAACGGGUUGGUGGUCUACGACGACGGCGGCGCCGUCGUCCACGAGCGGCUGCUCGCGGGCGACGUCGUCGCGGACGCCGUCGGCUUCGCGGACGGGCUGGGACUGGACGUCGUCGCCUACGCGCGCGACGACCUCCGGACGCUCGCGGCCACUCGGAGAACCGACGAGCUCGCGGACGUCUACCACGAGCCGCGGCCGCGCGUCGUCGACGCCGUGGCGGACGCCGCCGCGGGCGCGAACAAGCUGCUCUUGCUCGCGGACGCCGACGUCCUGCCCUUCGGGGGCUCGAAGCGCGAGGGCGUCCGCGCGUACCUCGACCACUUCGGCCUCGACGAGGGCGCGGACCUGCUCGCCGUCGGCGACGGCGAGAACGACGCGGACAUGCUGCGGCGCGCCGCGCUCGGCGUCGCCGUCGGCAACGCGGGCGCGGCCGCGGCGGACGCGGCGGACGUCGUCGUCGCGCCCAACGACGCGGGGGGCGCCGCCCAGGCCCUCUACAUGGCCAUCGCCCUGGCGAAGACUGCGACAGCUAAGCAGGUCACGACGGGCGAGGAUUUCCCGCCGGACGUGACGACCUACUUCGAGUACGUGAUCACGCACUCAGACGGAUCGCGGACGCUCCUCUCCGUCAAAGACGUGAACGGCGUGAAGACGUCGUCGUCGAAGAAGGACGACAGCGGCGCGCCGCCCGCCCGCAAGAAGCCAAUUCAGCCUCCGCUGAACCUGCCCUUGGGCGCGGGCUGGAAGGCGAAGCGCGCCCACUUCUUCGCCCCGCCGCAGACCCGCACGCGCACCGCUCCCGUCCGCAUGGUCGAGGAGGAGCCCCCGACGAAGAAGCCCGCGGCGAAGAAGACCAAGAAGACGGCGACGGCCAAGAAGCCCGCGGCGACGAAGAAGCCCACGGCGAGCAAGAAGAAGUACAAGGUCAUCGGCAAGAACGGCGCGACGGUGCGCAAGGGCGAGAGCCUCGAGAGCGAGAUCGUCGACAAGGUCGCGAUCGACGACACGGUGCUCGUCGAGGAGGAGAACGCGGACAAGACGCGCGUGCGCAUCGACGACCCCGAGGGCUGGAUCUCGACCAAGGUGCUGCUGCCCCACAGCGUCAAGCAGGUCAAGGAAGGCUGGAAGGGCGACAUCCAGGAGUACGACCCGGGCUGGGAGGAGCUCGGCUACGGCCUCAAGAAGGAGGACUUCGAGGACCCGACGAACCUGACGCUCGACACCAUGAAGGAGGACCUCCGCACGAAGCUCGAGGCCGAGGGCCACAGCUCCAGCUCCUACGGGAGCACGGCCGGGAGCGGCGCGUACGCGCCCGUGGCCGACGUGGAGCUCGCGACGCGGCGCAAGGGCUCGGACUCGCUGCCGCCCGUGCGCGGCAUGCGGCUCAACUGGACCGUGGGCCGCGCGGCCCUGCCCUACGGCGUGAGCGUCGGGCGGCUGCACGCGUCGGACGUGCUGCCGCGCGUGCGCUUCAACAGCGCGGCGGCGGAGCAGGAGGAGGGCCUCGCCUUCGCCGAGGCCUUUGGCGUGGGCAUCUCGCUGCACUUCAAGCUCGGCAAGUUGUUGCUGUCGCUGCUCUUCGCGGCGGCGGUGCUCCAGCUGCCGGCGCUCGCGCUCUACGCGCGCCACGGCCAGUUCCGCGCCCACGCCGAGCCCGUGGCGCCCUACGGCGCCGGCUCGCUGAGCGUGCUCGACGGCGCGGCGCUCGCGCGCUACUCGAUGGCGGCCGUGCCCGCGCCGGAAAGCGUCGGCGAGACGCCGCGCGCGCGGCGGCGCGACAUCCUCGCCGUGUCCUUCUUCGCCGCCUGCGCGACCCUGGCGCUGUUGAGCGGCGCGGCGGCGGCGCGCGACUUCGUGCGGCGCGACGCGCUCGCGCUCCGGACGCUGGCGCCGAGGCCCGAGCACUACGCGUUGCUGUUAAGGGACGUGUCGCCCGACGCGACGGCGGCGACGGUGCGAGCCGAUGUGUUGGCAGCGCUGGCGGCCUACGGCGCGGGGCGGCCCUGCGCCAUCGAGAAGGUCGCCGUGCACCACGUGCUCCGGCCCGUGCUCACGAAAGCCGUCGAGGCGAUGGCGGCCGAAACCGCCGCGGUCCGCGCGGAGAAGCGCGCCAGGGCGCGGCCGCGCCUGAGCGGCGCGGCGCUGCGGACGCGGGCGCGGUCGCUGCGCGUGCGCGGCGAGCUCGUGGCCCUCGCGCGGGGGCCGCGGGACCGGGCCAUCGCGGCGUUCGUCGUCUUCGAGUCUCCGCGCGCGGCGCGCGACGCCGCGCGCGCGCUCGCGCGGCGCCACGCGGCGCUGCGGCGCGCGCGGCCGUCGCUCGUCUGGGCGCCCGAGGGCAAGGCCCUGCGCGGCGCCGGCGCGCUGGGCUUCGCGCGGCCCGCGAUGGCGCCCGCGCCCGCGGACGUCAUCUGGGAGAACUUGGAGGUGUCCGAGGCGUCGCGCGCGGCGCGGCGCUUCCUCGUGCGCGCGGCGACGCUGGCCGUCAUCACGUCGGGCCUCUUCGCCGUCUACGCGCUGCGGGGGCGGGCGAUCCACGACAUGGCCGACGACCCGGGCCCGGAGGCCGUCGCGACGGCCGCGCCGACGGCGUUCAACGCGACGGCGCUGAGCGACGACGGCGCGCCGGAGCCGUCGGACCCCUUCCACAGCGCGAAGCACGCGCUGGCGCCCUACCUGACGCGGGAGCCGUCGGCGAAGCGCCACGCGCUCUUCUUAGUGCUCAUCGUCGUCUGCCUCAACUCCGUGCUGCGGAUCCUGGUGCGGCGGGGCGCGGUCUUCGGCGCGCACUCGACGCGGACGACGGAGCAGUCCGCGGCGCUCCUGGCCUACUGGGCGUCGACGACGCUGAACACGACGGGCUGCUACGCGCUCGCGGCCUGGCGGGGCGCUGUGUGGAAUUCAAAUCUUCAACCCGACUUCAAUUUCAAGGCCAUGCUCCACGGCCCCGCGAUCGAGGCCGCGUUCGAGAGAAUCUCCGACGGGUGCUUGACCCCGGAGACGUUCUCGCCCGACUUCUUCGUCGUCCCGAACCAGGGCGCGAGCCACCCCGUCGACGGCUUUCUCUGCGGCAAAGACGGCCAGCCCGAGGGCUUCUUCGAAACCUCGGAGCUCUGGGACGUCGGCGCGUUCCCGCGCUUCGACCUCGCCGACUACGACGGCGUGUAUUUCGCGCCCAUGGGCCAUUGCGUGACGUCCGGAUCCGCGGGCGUCAUCGACUACGCGGGCCUCAUCGACGGGCGCCGCAUCUACGACGUGACGGGCAUCUUCCUCGGCUUUAACUUGGACGCGGUCUGCGAGUUCGAAGCCGCGGACUGCGACUUCGACGGCGUCGGCGCGGACCCCUACUGGCCGCCCUUCGACGGCGCCCUCGCGGGCACCUACGUCCACGAGCUCCUGCACUGGAUGGGCGCCGGCUACCACUCGAACUUCUACGAGUGCGCGGAUCCGAAGAGGGACCUCCUCGACCCGACGCGCUGCCCCGCCCUCGAGUACGGCGACGCCUACAGCCUCAUGGGCACGAGCAGCGGCAUCGCGCUGAACCUGCCGGCCUACACGCGCUACCACUUCGGCUGGCUCGGCGAGGACGACGUCGAGGUCGUGCAGACGCGCGGCGAGUUCCGACUCGCGGCCGUCGACGCGCCCCGCGGCGGCGCCGCGAAGCGCUUCGCGUACCUCCCGGAGUCGGACCUCUACGUCCACUGGCGGAGCGCGUCGGACCUCCGCGGGGACCCCGCGACGCCCGAGCCCGCGGACGAGUACGCGGGCUUCUUCGUCCACCGCUGGCAGACGCUCGUCGACGCGCACGUGACGUCGUGCGCCGCGGGCGCCGACGAGGUCCAAGAAGUGACGCUGAAACCGAACGCGACGUUCCUCAUGAAGUCCCAGGGCGUCGUCCUCCGCGCGGGCGAGGCCGCCGGCGACGCGCGCGGCCUCGAGGUCCACCUCACGGGCGAGGCGCCGCUCUGCGUCCGCGACCUGCCGAGGUUCGAAGUCGGUCUCUUCGGCGUCUUUCACAGCUGCGACUGCGGCGAGAGCUACUACUGCGAGGACGGCGCGUGCGGCGACGGCGGCUACCCGUUCCGGCCGUUCCGGUCCUACGCCGACGGCGUCGACCGCGUCGGCGACUACCCCGGCGGCGUGACGCUCCACAUCGCGCGCCACCUCGUGAACACGGACUGGAGCCCGGGCUGCGAGCCCUGGUAUCGCGAAGUGCCCUUCACGCUCGCCGUCGCGCGCACGGAGCUGCCGGAGGGCUACGGCUUCGACGCGCAGGUCCACCACAUGGAGCUCCGGGCGAGCCAGAGCGCCGAGAAGGCCUUCGCGUUCGGCCUCCCGGCGGACGUGCCCGACGGCGACUACGACACGUGCCUCACGGCGACGAACGAGGACACGGGCCUGCGCGCGGCCAUCCUCUUCCGCCUCACGCUGCCCCACGACCGGGGGCAGUGGUGGACGAACAACCGGCCGGCGGAAUACGCCGGCGUCGACCCCGAGCUCGCGGCGUUCUGCGCGUCGCUCAACGGCUGCGGCCGCGCGGACGGCGACUGCGUCGGCUGGGUGGACCCGGCGCUCCACCCGCCGGACCACUGCGACCUCGACAAGGCCUGCGACGGCGACGACGCGGGCUUCGGCCCCGAGGGCCGCUGCUGGGGCGACGGCGCGUCCUGGCGCGGCCGCGACCAGUGCGGCGUCGACCAGUCGUUCUGCGUCGGCGGCGCGCCGCUCCUCGACGCGCCGCUCGCCUGCGACGACCCGCUCCCGCCGCCGUGCCUCGACCACUGCUUCGAAGACGAGACGAUCUGGAACAAGUUCGUCGACGAGGAAAAAUUGACCGACGGCAACUGCGGCGGGCAACACGCCCUCUGCGCCGGCGACCUGUCCGCGAACGAGGCCGACUCGCUCUGGGGCACGCCGUUCUGCGAGACGGAGCACCUCAUGCCCUGCGCGCCGAACGGGAGCCACUACUCGAGCGGCCACCUGACGAAUCGUCACAGAUGCUGGCAGAACGGCGGCGACGCCGCGGAUAUCGCCUGCGCGCGCGCGCUCUGCGAAGCGACGCCGAAGUGCGGCGGCUACACGAUCGACACCCCGGCGAACGCGGCGGAGAGCUACGGGAAGGUCCUCUGGUUCCAGACCGUCGCGAUCGAACGGCCGGACGGCGAUAACUGGCGCUACGAGUGCUGGCGGAAGCCGCAGUGGGAAACCAAGGAGCCGUGCCACUGCAACGCGCCGGGCGAGCAGACGCAGCCCGCGGGCGCGUGCGCGUCGCCGGGGGCCAACGCGACGACGACGACGGCCGCGCUCUCCGCCGCGCCGACGCCCGCGCCGUCGGAGGCGCAGACGCCCGCGCCGUCGCCCGCGCCGUCGGAGGCCGUGUCGCCCGCGCCGACGCCCGCGCCGACCGGCGACGCGGCCGCCGCAACGUGCGAAGACGACGCGGCCUGGCUCGCGAAGUCGAAUAAGAAGGCGAAGAAAAAGUGCCCGAAGAAGACGACGAAGAAGAAGUGUAAAAAGAAGUGCGCGUGGAUCGAGGACGCGUGCGUCGAGAAGCUCCAAACAUGCGAGGACACAUUCUACAAGAAAGGAAAGCCCCAAAAGGAAGGCGCCAAGCUCGCCAAGGCCUGCAAGAAGCAGGGCACGAUCGGCGGCGCGAAGAAGAAGGUCAAGGCCAGCGCCGCCUGCCAGAAGGCGUGCGGCACGUGCGACGAGGCCGGCGCGGUCGUCGGCGCGACGACGACGACCGCCGGCUUCGCGAACGACCGCCGAUGGUGCCCCACGCCCCGACCGUCGUCCGCGCCGACGCCGACGCCGACGACGGCCGCGCCGUCGCCCGCGCCGACGAAGUUCACGGUGAGCGAGUGGACCGAGCUCACCACUCCCGACGGCGAAGAAGGCCACUGUACGCCGUACGGCAUGCUCUGCGACACCGACGGCGCGGCCUACGGCAGUGCUCUCUGCGACGACUUCUACACCAGCGGGGACAUGAUGGGGUCGCAUCCGUGCAAGCUGGGCGGCUGGGACGAGAGCGUCGCCUGCGUCCGGGAGCUGUGCGAGGGCUCGGAGCUCUGCGGGGGCUACACCUUCAGCCCGGGCCCGUACUGGUGGAGCGUCAGCCUCUAUCCGGUCGGCUUCGGCGCGCCGACCUACCGGCUCGCGAACACGCACUGCUGGAAGAAGCCGGACGCGAGUUCGGCCGGUGCCGUCGUCGGCGCGUCGACGACGACCGCCGCCUUCGCGGGCGAUCUCGGCGAGGGCGAGUCGUGUGGCUACGGCGAGUGCGCGGCCGGCCUCUCGUGCGACCGGAAUCCGGCCGACGGGACGAGGACGUGUGUCCGCAUCGCGACCGAUCGCGGCGAGGGCGACGCGUGUGGCCCGUACUGGGCUGGCUGGCACUACGGCGAGUGCGCGGCCGGCCUCUCGUGCGAGUGCGCCGGAAUGUGCGCCGACCCGAUGGUCGCCGAUUACCCCACGACGUGUGUCCGCUCCGGAGAUGGUCCCUCGUGCGAGUCGAAGAAGGGCCGCGACUCCGAGUCCUGGCACCGGAAAGACGCCCCGACGAAGACCUGCGAGUGGGUCAAGAAGAAGCCCUCGAAGCGGUGCCGCAAGAAGGGCGCGACCGGCGCUCGGGCGGAGACGGAGUGCGUCCGCGCCUGCGCAUCGUGCCCCUCCGAGGGCGCGUGCGCGGACGACGCCACGUGGUCGCACACCAACAAGAAGAACAAGAAGCUCGACUGCGUCAGCGUCGCGCGGAACCCCGGCCGCCGCUGCGGCCUGUCCGGUGCCGCGGACGCGUGCCGCGCGACGUGCGGUACGUGCGACGAAGUCCCCUAG
Molecule: messenger RNA, 7617 nt
Organism: Aureococcus anophagefferens
Lineage: Eukaryota; Pelagophyceae; Pelagomonadales; Pelagomonadaceae
Exons: 11
Coding region: 1-7617 (2538 amino acids)
Biological process (GO): rRNA processing
Molecular function (GO): metalloendopeptidase activity
Source: RefSeq, a predicted model, not a curated record